AUGGACGGCGACCGUACUCCAGAAGAGCAAAUUGAGAUUGCGGAACUCGGACAAAACUCUGGCCUCGAUGAGAAUGUCGAGCUCUCGCAAGUGUUUUCGUACUCUCUCGAGCAGAGAAUCAUGGAGGGAUGCGUCAUUUCGGCAGUUCUUGAGCCAAAUGGACAGGAGACCGUCGUCGCCGUUUCGGUCACCAAUAAAAUUAUUAUCAAAGGUUUGUUAACAUUAAUGUUAUGAUAUUCUCAAAGGAGAUUUCAGAUCAAGAAACGGCGCUGAACAUAACCGAAACGAUUCGAUGCAUUGCGGCGGCUCCGUUUGGAGAGGGAUACGAUUGUAUCAUAAUAGGAACGGACGCGAGUGUCAUCUGUUAUGAUGUGCACAACAAUCUGACCGUAUUCCGGAACGACGUUCCCGACGGAGUCAAUUGUUUCACUGUUUGUACUUUCACUUGUCUGUCUGCCAACUCAUUUCUCCAUUUCAGUACGGGAAACUGGGUGAAUCGGAAGAAGCCAUCUACUGCGGAGGCAACUGUUGCAUCUGGGGAUUCGAUAGAACCGGAGCGAACACGUAUUGGACGGUGACCGGGGAUCAGGUGACGACGAUGUGUUUGAGUGACUACGAUGCGGACGGUGAGACCGAACUCAUCAUCGGAUCACCGGAUUACGAGAUCCGAGUGUUCAAGAACGAUCUGAUGAGGGCGGAGUUGAUGGAAACGGACGAGAUCACGAGCCUCGCCCACGUCGCCAGCGGCUGCUUUGCUUAUUCUCUCAACAACGGAACGAUCGGAACGUACGUGUUGAAAGAGAGGCAAUGGAGGAUCAAGUCAAAGUCGAACGUCUCGAAAAUAUUCAACUUCGAAGAGCAGGGCCUGAUGGUUGUCGUCUGGAAACAGGGCAAAGUCGAUCUGCGGUUCGCGCACAACGGAGAAGUGCUCUCGAGGGAUUCUGUCUCGGCCAACGUGGCAUCUGCGACUGUGAACAGAAAAGGAGAGGACUCUGUGAUUACUGUAGUGUGCGUGGAUGGAAGAGUGAAAGGGUUCAAAGUGCAGAAAGCGCAGAACGGAGCAAUCGACAAGACUCAGCAGUUGAUCAGAGAGUUCGGGCAGAAAAAGCACAAUCUGAUGAUGGAACUGUCGAAUUACGAGCAGGAAGAACAACUGACCGAAGCGGAGAAGGACCGGGAUUUCCGUAUUCCGGCCGACACGGAAGUCAACGUUCUGUUCGUGGUGAAUAGUGAACUGCAACUGCUGAGUCUGAGGGUCGAGGCCACCCACAACAUCCCCAUCAGAGGGGUGCUCAUCUUUGCAGAAGGACUCUUCGAAGGAGAGUCAUACAUUUGGUAGGGAGGGAUGAAAGAAAGAGCAAGAAUCAAGGUUCAGUUCAGGAUCCCUCCGAAUGAGCACCAGUCACGGAGCAGCAUAGACAUUCCAUUGGUGAUCGACAAGGAUUCGACGAAUGAUCUACACACAAAAGUGUUUUUGGGUCACGUCGACUCGUGAGCUUCUCUUCCAGUAAUUCCAGUUCUAAAUGACCAGAUUGUGUGAUUCAGAAACAAACUGAUGGUGAUGGAGAACACACGGAUCCUGCCCCGUUUCUGUCGGUUCACUCUGAUCAAAGAACAAUACGCACAACACUUUUUCAUGCCCACAUCCUACAUUCAAUUCGAGAUUAGCAGCAAGGUCACAAAAGUAUGUCUCCAGAAGCAAACUCUCAUCGUCCGAAUGAAAAUGAGAUUUCAGUUGUCCGACUGGGUGCUCGAGAGCUUCACGAUCGAUGCUCCGUUGGCCGAAGAGUUCGACACGCGGGAGGGAGAUUUCCAGUUCAUGGGUCUGAGGCCGAAGCACGACAAGUCCCUGAUGUUCAGGAUCAGUCAGUCGGACCGGAUGAUGCGCAUCUUCCACGACAACAUCGAAACGAUGGGCGCUAUUGUUCAGAGCUUUGCGAGCUUUUUCCAGAUACAGAACAUGGAAUGCAUUGCUCACUUUGCGGACGUCUUCAAGGAGGCGGAAGAGAUUCUGGAGGAGAUAGACCCGAUGACGGAAGUGAGAGACAGACUUACGGCCGAGCUGCAGGAGAGACAGGCCGCCGUCAAGGAGAUCAUCAUCCGUGCAGAAGACGCGAUCGCCAUCGACAACAUGUUAGUCCCCUCUCUCUCUCUCUCUUUUUCUUUCUUUUUCUUUCUCGUUCAUUUACUCUUUUUAGACCAGAAGCCCGCAAAUUCUACAUCCGUCUGAAAGCGAACGAUUCGGCGGCACGGCAAGCAGCUCAACUAAGGUGUGCGCGCCCUUUUACGGAACAUUUCCAGAAAAAAUAGCCCGUUUGCAGAUGGAAUAACCAGGAAAGAUGUGUCAAAUCUCUGCGACGUCUCAAUAAAAUCAUAGAGAACUGCUCACGGCUCCGUGGUAUACUCCCCACUAUUCUAUUGGAGCAAACAAUGUGAAUUUCAGUUGGAGAACCCGGAAGGCAGAUCGUGGUCUCGUGUCGAUCGGCGAUUGCGGACGACAACAAACAGAUAAUCACGAAGGUUCUGCAGUUCGGAGCAUCGAAAUGA
This is a messenger RNA of Caenorhabditis sp. 36 PRJEB53466, 2547 nucleotides long. The record is from the annotation of a GenBank genome assembly. NCBI's taxonomy places the organism in Eukaryota, Metazoa, Nematoda, Chromadorea, Rhabditida, Rhabditidae.